UACAAAAUUCUGAAUCAAUGAAGCCGUUGCUGCAGUGGCUUUUUAGCAUAAGUGCUGGUCUUUUAGUGGGCAUACAAACAAUGCGCUUGUUGAAGGUGGCCAAUGAGGAAAAUGAAUCGUACUUUGCACAUAUAAUGGACUCAUCGGCGAUUCAGAAUGAAUCAGAUUUACCGUACAUUAUGGGAUCUGAGCAGAUUAGUGCAGCAUUACAGCAAAUUCUAAGCAGCGAUGAGAAUAUUUUGGAAAAUCGUUCGGUACUCAUUAACGAUGUGUUUAACCCCAUUCAGUCGGAUUAUGCACUCGGCUCAGAAUCUUUAAAUCGCACGCUGGAGGAGUUAUUGGCAAGUUCUUGUCAUGAUAAUGCUGAGCAAAUUCACUUUGAGCCCGCCAUACAGCUUUAAGUACACAAUAUUUUCAGAUGGUAAAUAAAUUAAGGGUUUCUCUCCCUAACAGUGUCAAA
Molecule: messenger RNA, 460 nt
Organism: Drosophila innubila
Lineage: Eukaryota; Metazoa; Arthropoda; Insecta; Diptera; Drosophilidae
Exons: 1
Coding region: 18-401 (127 amino acids)
Source: RefSeq, a predicted model, not a curated record